AUGCAUAUGCAUUGCAUGGGUGGGGUUCGUUUGUCUGUCGGUCGAUUUGGGCAGCUCCAACUCCAAAACACCGCCAACCUCACCAUUCAAGUCACCCCAUCCAUCUCUGUUCACGCCGUCGACCUCGACGCAGCAACUGGUGUCGACACGAUAUUGCCGCUCCGUAGCUAUGGGCUGUGCCGCGAAAGUCCCCUCUUUGACUCGUUGAGACGGCGCUCCGUCGACCGUGAUAACGAACGUAUGGCCGAGCCAAGGCGACUCGCGCUUCACAGCGAGACUGAGCUCGAGUCCAGAGCCCCCGUGGGUUUCCCGUCGAGUUGUCCCACGCUCGACCUGUCCGCCACGUGGGAUGCCACCGACAGAAGUCUCUUCGUUUUCAGGCCGCCCCGUCAAGCUGUUUCCAGAAGCCACCAAGUUGGGGCGCCGGCGCCGGGCACGCAGCCGCCACAAGUGGUGACGGUGACGUGGAAACCAGAUGGUCAAUUCCUAGCAGUGGGAUGGAGCGACGGCGUUGUCAGGCUCGUGGGCUUGGAGACUAACAAAGCUGCUCAUCACAUCCCCGUGUGCGAAGGGACCGACGCCAACAUCUCCUGUAUCGGCUGGGCAAGCUGCAGUGUCGCAAGCACAUCGCCGCGGGACCUUCCAAUACGCUCCAGUCAUGGCUUGUCCCGAGAUCGAACCGCUUCGGACGGCGAUUUGCCUCCCAACCUCCCCCAGGAGCUCGCCUUCCUCGAGGUUGACACCGCCUUACCCAAGAUCAGUCCCUUGCCUACCAGUAGUGCUGGCGCAGAUGAUGAUGCAACCGUAUUCACAUUACGGACAGGGAUUGAGUUCUUGUUCCAGCCGCCCAGGCGGGAGGAGUAUGAUCAAGUCAACAUCAUGGCCGUGGGGACCGACGACGGCAAGCUGCAGCUAAACAUUUACGACUCCUUCGUUGUUGGAGCAUUCUCCAGUCCCGUGUCGGACUCGCCAGGCACGCCGUACAUGAUUUCUCACGCCGCCCAUCCGCACCUAACAACACACGCUCUGGUCUUUGCGCGUACACGGACGGAGCCGGAACACCUCCAUCUAGUCCCGAUGGAUCUCCCCUUCAUUUCUUCGUCCCCGAUUAAUCUGUGCCUGUUGGCAUCCAAGUUGACGACGCUCCAGAAACUGCUUCGGUAUAUCAGACAAACCCAACUGCACAUGCAAGUCGAGUGGAAGAAUACGCGAGAGCUACCUACCCGAUUUCUGCGCAGUGUGCAGGGGGAUCUGGAAGAGCUUCCAAGCGGGCCCCGGGGCAUCGUCCCAGCACUGUAUCACACCGUGGUGACUGGACACGCGUACGAGCCGGUGCGAGAAUGGCUGGUCGAUAGUCUCGCAGAACGUGGCCACAAGCGAUGGGACAAGGCCGUCGUCUCUGGCCUCGAAAAUCUCCGCAGCCUAGUGCACGAGAAUUUUCUCCCAGCAUUGGAGCGCUGUGCCAUUAUCCUCAGUCGUCUGCGCGGUCUGGCCCAGUUCCACGACGACAGAGACGAUAUUGGAUACUCGGUGACUCAAAUUAGCCGGCUUCUCGACAUAAUCGGCUGUCUCAGCUUGGUUGGCCACAAGAUACUGUCCAACGUGAUGGACGAGCUGGAGCAUUUCAACGCGUUUUCCACAUGGCUACGAUUUCAGAUUGAUCGUCUGGCUUCAUCCAGCACGGCAGCAGACGAGCUCACUGAAAAAGAGGCAACUCUGGACACGUCAAAGGUUCUCACGUACAUUGAGAGAUAUCUCACAAGCAGCCCACUGCACGUGUACUUUGACGAGGUCUCGCAGCAAGACUGGCGGGCCGACUUGGCUCACCUCGAAGACGGUGUCGGCCUGUUAUCCAUCCUUGACGCGCAGCUGAGGAAACAAGAGUCCGGCCAAGCAUCCCGAAGAGCUCUCCAGCACGUAGGCUUCUUGGUAUCGUACGUGACGACUUGCUCCAACCAACUAUUCAAGGAUAUGGCAGAAGCUACGAAGCGAAGCGUGCGGUUCGGCAGGGCUGUCAGGCUGUCCAUCGGCCAACCCAUCACACUGAUGGACACCCGAAUAUGCCAUACUAGCAAAAACGCAAGUCGCCCGAAUUUUCGCCCCUUGAUUCAGAAUAGGUACAAAACUAACCAGUUCUACCUAUUUCGGUCUGGUGUCGACAUCAAGAACGGCAUCAGCAGUAACCCGCAGACUACGUCGACGUGCAUUCGUCUUGAAGACAGGAAAUUGGUCGACUUGAAGUUUUUAAAUGACGAGACCUUGGUCCUUUUGUGUACUCAAACUGAUAACAAUUCCAUCGUCGCACUGGCCCCAGUGGAAUCCGAGCACCUCAAAUACAAGGCCUACGACUCAUCUUCGGAUGAGAUACCAACUGUCGGGCUAGCCGGUUUGCAAGAGUUUGUCAUUCCUACAGAGUACGCCAUGCGACCUGUUCGAAUGGAAGUCCACGACAAGACCGACCUUCGAGGAGAGCUUCCAAUCAGAAUUUACAUGUUGUCGAGUAACAGGACGACGUGGCGGACGUUUACAAUCCCGCAGUGA
Metarhizium album ARSEF 1941 is the source of this 2541-nucleotide messenger RNA. RefSeq names its product WD40 repeat-like-containing domain protein. The transcript is spliced from 6 exons. Bases 1 to 2541 code for a protein of 846 amino acids. The record is from RefSeq and is a predicted model, not a curated record. Gene Ontology annotation, biological process: positive regulation of mitotic metaphase/anaphase transition; protein K11-linked ubiquitination; anaphase-promoting complex-dependent catabolic process. Lineage: Eukaryota; Fungi; Ascomycota; Sordariomycetes; Hypocreales; Clavicipitaceae. Gene Ontology annotation, cellular component: nuclear periphery; anaphase-promoting complex. Gene Ontology annotation, molecular function: protein binding.